AUGCACGACUCAUACUGCGAGCUCUCCCUGCCAUUCGCGUCCUCCCCCGAGCUACUUGAGCGCUACACGAAUGCCUCAGGCGGUAUUCGGACGGGUAUGCUCAUGGAACACUUGGACUCAUUGGCCGGCGGCAUUGCGUACAAGCAUGUACUCGGCCCUGGGGUCGAUGAGCUGCCGAAGGACCAGCCGUUCUACAUGGUCACAGCUUCAGUGGACAGGAUGGACAUGCUGGCACCCAUGUAUCCCGUGCGCGACAUGCGACUCAGCGGUCAAGUCAUUCACACAGGCAAAAGUUCGAUGGAAGUGGCUGUUCGUAUGGAGGCAAUACAGAAGGACGGCACAGAGGAGACGAUCAUGCUAGGCCGUUUCUUCAUGGUCUGCAGAGACGCACGCACACACAAGGCGUCCCCCAUAAACCCGCUCAUCAUCGAUUUGGAAGAGGACAAGACCCUGUUUGCAAUCGGCGAGAAGCACAAGGCGAAGCGUCAGACGCGCGCAAGCGCCGCGUUGACCCGCGUCCCGCCGACGUCGGCAGAGGCGGCGGCGCUACACCAAAUGUACCUGCAGUAUGUGCAGAACGAGAAGGGAGACUUUGUCGGUCCGGACGGGCUGCAUCGUGUGUGGAUGGGCGACACGAAGCUGGAGAAAUGUAUGAUGAUGUUCCCGCAGGAGCGCAACGUUCAUCAGAAGAUCUUUGGUGGUUACUUGAUGCGCCUUGCGUAUGAGCUUGGAUUCGCGACUGCGGAGCUGCUUACUGGCUGUCACGUCCUCUUCCUCUCCCUAGACGGGAUCUCGUUCGCGAAACCAGUGCCGAUCGGGUCGAUCCUGCGACUCACCUCGCAGAUCCUCCACACCACAAAGUCCGAACAAUUCCCCGGUAUCGUCCACGUCGGGGUGCAAGCGAAUGUGGUGGACGUGGCGACGGGAAAGGAGCAGACGACGAACGAUUUUAGGUUCACGUGGUGCACGGAUUACCAGCUGCCAUUGAAGCGGAAGGUGGUUCCGAAGACGUACAAGGAGGCGAUGUUGUGGCUCGAGGGGAAGCGCGCUCUGGACAUGGGUGCUCAGAUUAGAGGGCUGCUCAAGCGUGUAUGA
Molecule: messenger RNA, 1095 nt
Organism: Laetiporus sulphureus 93-53
Lineage: Eukaryota; Fungi; Basidiomycota; Agaricomycetes; Polyporales; Laetiporaceae
Product: Thioesterase/thiol ester dehydrase-isomerase
Exons: 9
Coding region: 1-1095 (364 amino acids)
Biological process (GO): acyl-CoA metabolic process
Cellular component (GO): mitochondrion
Molecular function (GO): fatty acyl-CoA hydrolase activity
Source: RefSeq, a predicted model, not a curated record